This is a messenger RNA of Chelonia mydas (Green sea turtle), 450 nucleotides long. Its product is annotated as calmodulin-A. The record is from RefSeq and is a predicted model, not a curated record. The coding region runs from base 1 to 450 and encodes 149 amino acids. NCBI's taxonomy places the organism in Eukaryota, Metazoa, Chordata, Testudines, Cheloniidae. Gene Ontology annotation, molecular function: calcium ion binding; enzyme regulator activity. The transcript has a single exon.
AUGGCCGGCCAGCUGGCAGAGGAGCAGAUCGCAGAGUUCAAAGAAGCCUUCUCGCUCUUUGACAAAGAUGGUGAUGGAUCCAUCACCACCAGUGAACUGGGGAAUGUCAUGCAGUCGCUGGGGCAGAACCCCACCGAGGCCGAGCUGCAAGACAUGAUCGGCGAGUUGGACACCGACGGCAGCGGCACGGUGGACUUCCCCGAAUUCCUGUCCUUGAUGGCGAGGAAGAUGAGGGACAUGGACAGCGAGGAGGAGAUCCGGGAAGCCUUCCGGGUCUUUGACGAGGAUGGGAUUGGCUACAUCAGCGCGGCGGAGCUCCGGCACGUCAUGACCAACCUCGGUGAGAAGCUGACGGACGAGGAGGUGGACGAGAUGAUCAAGGAGGCCGAUGCAGAUGGCAACGGGCAAGUCAACUACGAGGAGUUUGUGAGGAUGAUGGCCUCAAAGUGA